GUGACAGUUUCACCAGAGGUUUCCUGCUGGUUGGUGUGUGGUGAGCGUCGGAAACCUCAGAGCCCUCAGACUUCCCUUUGUGGGGAGCCCGCCCCAUCUCCAUCCUUUGCUGGCAGCCACGCCCCACGGUGGGAAGGAGAAACUGGAAAGCGUUUCCUUGAGGCUGGCACACCUUGCUCAGCCUGAACCGGUCAUUUUUCACUCCCCUGACUGGGCCAGUUCCAUCUGAAACCGGACCGACCGGAGGAGGGACACGAGAAUGGGAGAAAGAGAAGAUGGCUUGGUGCUGACACUUUAAUAUAUGUCCUGGUCAGAAUGUGAGCAGAAUCAUUCAAUCCUUGGAAAUUACUCAAGGUUGUGGUUGAGUUCUGGGCAUUUUCUGUGGGCCUAGCAGAGAAGCAGCAGCCCUGUAGCAAUGGGUGAGAAGAGGGGUAUGGCACGGAUGCUACUGGAAUGCAGUCUCAGCGACAAAUUGUGUGUGGUCCAGGAGCAGCAGUAUGAAGUGAUCAUUGUCCCGACUCUCCUGGUUGGCCUCUUCCUCAUCCUUCUUGCAGUCAUCUUGUGGCUUUUUAUAAGAGAACAAAGAUCCCAACAGCAGCGUCCUGGAAUUCGAGGCAGUGCUGCUGGGCCUCCAUCUAGGAGUCCAAGUUGGGAAGCAACAGGACGUGGAGGAAAAGUGCUGGUGCCACUUAAGGAGACAUCAGUGGAAAGUUUUCUGAGGGCUUCCACAUCUGCCUUGUCUAAGCUGCAGGUGCCCCGAGAGCAAUUCUCAGAAGUUUUGGAGCAGAUCUAUAAUGGCAGUUAUGGGAUCAUCUAUCGAGCCAAGAUGUGUACUGGGGACCCUGCUAAGCCCAAAAAUAUUGUCCUCAAGACUUUAAAAGAACCUGCUGGGCUCCAUGAGGUGCAGGAUUUUGUAGGACGAAUCCAGUUCUAUCAGUACCUGGGGAAACACAAGAACCUAGUACAACUGGAAGGCUGCUGCACAGAUAGACUGCCACUCUAUAUGGUGUUGGAGGAUGUGGCCCAGGGGGACCUGCUCAGCUUUCUCUGGACCUGUCGCCGGGAUGUGAUGACCAUGGAUGGUCUUCUCUAUGAUCUCACAGAAAAGCAAGUCUAUCACAUUGGAAAGCAGGUCCUUUUGGGUCUGGAAUUUCUGCAGGAUAAGCAUCUGUUCCAUGGGGAUGUGGCAGCCAGGAAUAUCCUGAUCCAAAGUGAUCUGACUGCUAAACUCUGUGGAUUGGGCUUGGCUUAUGAAGUUCAUGCCCUUGGAGCCAUCUCUUCUGCUCGGACCAUCCCUCUCAAGUGGCUUGCCCCAGAACGGCUUCUCCUGAGACCUGCUGGCAUCAGAGGAGACAUCUGGUCCUUUGGGAUCCUGCUUUAUGAGAUGGUGACUCUAGGGGCACCACCAUAUCCUGAAGUCCCUCCUACCAGCAUUCUACAGUAUCUUCAGAGAAGAAAAAUCAUGAAGAGACCCAGUAGCUGCACACAUACUAUGUACAAUAUUAUGAAGUCCUGUUGGCGUUGGAGUGAGGACACUCGUCCCUCACCCAGAGAGCUGCGCUUUCGCCUAGAAGGUGCUGCUAGAACUGCUGAUGACAAGACUGUUCUGCAAGUACCAGAGUUGGUGGUGCCUGAACUAUAUGCAUCUGUGGCUGGUAUCAGUAUAGAAAGCCUUUCCUAUAGCUACAGCAUCCUUUGAAGGCUUCCAGCUGGAUACAUUUAUAUGUGAUUCUAUUUUCUUGAAACCAAUUCCUCCAAGAACACUCUAGUGGGAAAGGGAGAUAAAGGACAUAGAUCCUAGUUAUUUCCCUACAUAUAUUGCUAGAAAUGUGAAGUGAUGCUGGUUGAUGCUCUUCACACCACAUACCCUUGAACUGAGAAAUACUGUCAGUCUCAUUUUUUUCUAUCUCAGUCCUAAAAACCCUGGGUAGAAGUGGAGAAUGUGUCAAUGCAAAGGAGGCUUGAAAAAUCUGCAACUUAAAAAAACAAAAAAAAAACUUCAGUGUUUGUUGGGGUAUAGCACAAAUAGGCUAGUCCUUCUCAUCCUAGGCUUGCUUACUCCUUAACAAUAUUUUUAUCUACUAUUACAAGGUUCAAAGAAACUAGGAAUGAAAUGAAGAAAUAGAAAUCUAAUAAAGGAGGUGAUGAGGAGAUUUAAGAUUUUUAUUUGCUCAAGAGUAUAGCUGUGGACCAAAAUCUCCUUCAAAGGGAAGCUUGAGGGGACAUAAAAUUUCCCACUCCUGGUCCUUACAUGAAGAGUUGAAGAACUUUGAAGGAAAGAUUCUGAGUUCUCCUUGAGUAUAGAUAUAAGAAAAAUAGUACCCUUUUUAUCUAAUUCUGAGUCAAGUAAACCCUGUUUGGGUACUACUUUUGAUCAGAAGCUGGAGGAAUUGUUCUAUGAUUAAGAACAUCCAACAAGUAUUGUUCAUCAGGUUUAUUUUCCAUUCUCCACAAGACUAAGGACAGUAAACCUAGAAAAUCAAAGUGAGAUGAAUGAUGGUAAUGUUGUGUGUGUGUGUGUGUGUGUGUGUGUGUGUGAUAACAAAGGUAGAAACCAAGCAAGAAGUCUUAGUAGCUCAGAUGGUCAUUAAAACGGGCUAGUCAAGAAUGUGAUCUGAUACAGGAUGGUUAACUUUUAAUUUUCAAGAUCCAUUGAUUUACUGUGAAACUUAUUUCAUUAAAUUAAUAUUUAUUGAGUGGAAGUAGGCUUUUCUGAUAUAUAGCUACCAAAUUUUCUAAAAUAGGGAAGAUAGAAGCAAAUAACUGGAAAUUCAUGUUAAUAGGAAAAUUUAAGCGACAACCUACAAUGUCAGAAAAAGAUUUUUUUUGCAUGUAAAAUGGGAAGACUAUCUCGCUGCAUUGUGAUGAGGAUCAAUAAGUAUUUGUACAGUAUCUGGUAUAUGUAUGCGCUUAAUAAAUAUAGUUUCCUUUAUUUUGCCUUUCCUAACCUAGGAACUUUCAUAUUUUUUUUAACCUAAAAUCUACUGUGGCCAAGAAGAGAACCUCAAUCUGUGAUACUGCAGAGCAGGACAUGCCUAAAGAUAAUGGCAUGAUAUACUUGUACCAUGUACACCACAUGGUUAAAAACAAGAAGUUGGGCUGGGGAUGUGGCUCAAGCGGUAACGCGCUCACCUGGCAUGCGCGGGGCACUGGGUUUGAUCCUCAGCACCACAUUAAAAAAAAAAAAGUUGUGUCCACCGAGAACUGAAAAAUAAAUAUUAAAAAAUUCUCUCUCUCUCUCUCUAAAAAAAAAAAACAAGAAGUCAUCACUUUUAUCUUAAAAAUUUUUACAUGACUGUAGAGUAUAUUUUGAAAUGUUAUACAUAUACAGAAUGAAUAUAACUUAUUCCAGUUAGGAUCCCAUUAUUGUGGUUGCCCAUGAUGUGGAGUUACUUUGGUUGUAUAUUCAUAUAUGCGGAUAGGAAAUAUAUAUCCAAUUCAUUAUAUUGUCUUUCCUUAUUCUCAUCCUUCCUCCCUUCCCUUAAUUCCCCUUGUCUAGUCCAACAAACUUCUAAUCAAGAAGUCAUCACUUUUAUUUGAGCUUUUGGGUGAUGAUAGUAAUUCUCUAGUAUUUCAGAAUAUUGAAAAUAUCACAAUGAUAUUCUGUUGAACUUGGUGAUCUGUGACUUUAAAAUCUGAGUACCCUAGAAAGGAAAUCUAAGAUUGCUGUAGGAAAGAUAAUUGGUAGUUGAAAAUAUUGUAGAAAAUGGAAUCCUGAUGGAGUUGGAAUGCAUCAUCUAAAUGAAGAAUGACUAUUGCCCCUGUUGGAAUACCAUAGUGAGUAGAGAGGAUUUAAAUAGGUGUAAAUGGCAGUAGGGAGAAAGGAGGUAGAGUGGCUUCACACACAAUGUUAAAACCAUGUGGAAUACUGUUUUUGACUUUUAGUUGUUCAUUUAAAUCAAAUUGACAAAAGUAUUUAUUUAUUCUAUUAUUAAAAAUAUUAAUCCUCGCUGUAACAGACAGUGGGCUAGGUGUUAGAUGAAAAAACCAGCUUUUGGUUACAGUUUACAAGUAAGAGACAUUAUAUAUUUAGUUAAGUGGGUAUCUGCUAAUUACAAAUUAGGUGCUAUGAAGAAAAAGUAUGGGACAAGAGAAGGGAGUAUAAAGUAAAGAUCUCCUUUGAAGAAAUGACAUUUAAACUGAGACCUCAGGUUUGGGUAGGAAAGCCAGAAAAAAGAGAAGAACUUUUCAUGAGUAGAAUUAUAUGUAUGAAAAUUCUGAGGCAACAAAUAAAUUUUGUUUAUUUAAGGAACUGCAAGGAUAUACAUGGGGUUACAGCUUGUGUGUUAAAGGGAAAAUAGCAUAUAAUAAAAGAUAUUGCUUUUUCUUAUGACAUGUUUUGGUAUUUGUUUCGGUUGAAGGGAAAGAAGCAGACAAUUGGUAUUUCUUUAAAAUAUUUAUUUUUAGUUUUAGGUGGACACAACAUCUUUAUUUUAUUUUUAUGUGGUGCUGAGGAUCAAACUCAGUGCCUCAUGCAUGCUAGGCGAGCACUCUACCACUGAGCCACAAUUUCAGCCCAGCAAUUGGUAUUUUAAAUGUUGACCUCUAAAUUAAUUUUUUUUUUAUACAGACCUGGAAAACUGGCUAGAGUGAUUUUGGCUCCAAGAAAACUGGGAAUUUCUUUCAGUUGUUUGGUUUUUUUUUUCAAAACAAAUAUUAUAUUUCUGAGAUUAUAUUUUUGGUAUCUUUGAUCUGUCAGCCAAAGUAAUCAUGGAAUUAAAAUAUUUACCAUAUAAUCAAGUUGAAUCCAUAUAUAGAUUUUUAUUGUUUAGAUUGCCCCCUCCUCCAGCCUUAUUUUUCCAACCUAUGCUUUAUGAUUAAAAAAAUUCCAGUAGUUAGGAACUGAGCAAACAUACACCUAGAUAAAUUGUCUAAUGGAAAUGUAUCACGCUCAUGCAGAACAGUAGUGGCUUUUAUGCAAUAUUCAGGCAUCCUAUUAAAAUUGAUGAAUAGUGAUGUUUUCAACCAUCUUAAGAUAAAAAGUAAGUUAACUGAAUUUUCUUAAUCUUGUUAUAAUUUUGAAAAGAUUUCUUUUUUGCUUUACCAUACUUAUUUAAAUAAAAACAAGUAGCAAAUAUAAUGGAAGGCUCAUAAGGUAGCCUAGUAUUCUUAAUUUAAUGGUUUUUAUUUGUGUUGGGCAUGAGUUAGAGGUUAUCUUGUUUAAGCAUAUAAUAUUGUUAUACGUUACCAAAAAUUGCUAGUUUUAAUUAUGGAAUUAAAUACAUAUCAUCAUGUCAUGAUAAUCUAGAAAAAGCAUCUAGUUUUUAACAUGAACAUAUCUGAUAAACAAUGGAAUAUAAAGUUUGGCAUUUCUACAUGAUGAUGAUUCUCUUAUUUAAAAAUAAUACCAUUAAAUGGUAUAAAGACA
Messenger RNA from Marmota monax (woodchuck), 5368 nucleotides. It is a transcript of the gene Styk1, whose product is annotated as serine/threonine/tyrosine kinase 1. Gene Ontology annotation, cellular component: signaling receptor complex. Gene Ontology annotation, molecular function: ATP binding; transmembrane receptor protein tyrosine kinase activity. NCBI's taxonomy places the organism in Eukaryota, Metazoa, Chordata, Mammalia, Rodentia, Sciuridae. Gene Ontology annotation, biological process: protein phosphorylation; cell surface receptor protein tyrosine kinase signaling pathway; multicellular organism development. The record is from RefSeq and is a predicted model, not a curated record. The transcript has 11 exons. Bases 416 to 1699 code for a protein of 427 amino acids.